Neolamprologus brichardi is the source of this 2858-nucleotide messenger RNA. RefSeq names its product neuron-derived neurotrophic factor (gene ndnf). The record is from RefSeq and is a predicted model, not a curated record. Gene Ontology annotation, biological process: extracellular matrix organization. NCBI's taxonomy places the organism in Eukaryota, Metazoa, Chordata, Actinopteri, Cichliformes, Cichlidae. Gene Ontology annotation, molecular function: protein binding; heparin binding.
GAAGAAGAAGUUCGCACUAGUUUUGCCUCCAAUCCAGUGGAGGUUUCAAUAGCAGCGGCGCGGCAGGGGAGGGACGCACUGCCAGCACUCGGGAUACCCACUCAUACACACUCGCGCACACUCUCACACACACUCCUGCCCACAAGAGACCAGUUCAAUCCACAAGAAAACUGCAAGCACGCACCAGAGUCGUCUAAUCCGAUUGAUAGACACCAACAAUAGAAGUGAAAACUAAAGGAGGGGAUACUGGACACUGCAGAGGACAGCGCGUGUUUUUAUUUUUUUUUAUUUUUACAUCAAUCGAUUUAGUUUUAAAGCACUUUUGUAAGAGUUUUUUUUUUCUUUUAAAGAAAAACAGACACCAUUCUGCAGAUAACGUCGUCGAUUCAUAUUGCGAGAGGAUGAGGCAGUGUAAAGGUUGGAGCGUGGUGGUGCUGCUAGUGCUGUUGGGGCUGGGAUCUGUGGCCCAGAAACUGCCUACGAGAGAUGAAGGUCUUUUUCAGAUGCAGAUCAGAGACAAGUCGCUAUUCCACGACUCCUCUGUCAUACCGGACGGAGCUGAGAUCAGUGGCUAUCUUUUCAGAGACACACCCAAAAGGUACUACUUUGUGGUGGAAGAAGACAACACACCCCUGUCUGUGACCGUGACACCUUGUGAUGCUCCUCUGGAGUGGAAACUCACUCUGCAGGAGCUGCCAGAAGACGCCAGCAGAGGAGGAUCAGGAGAGCCUGAACCUCUGGACCAACAGAAACAGCAGGUGACAGUAGAUGAAGGCACGGAGCUCUUCACCUACAAGGGCAAUGAUGUGGAGUCCUAUGUGGCCACAAGCACGCCUUCUGGUCUCUACCAGCUUGAACUUCUGUCCACUGAGAAAGACAGCAACUUCAAGGUAUACGCAACCACGACUCCAGAGUCUGACCAGCCCUACCCAGAGCUGCCCUACGACCCCCGCGUGGAUGUCACUGCACUUGGCCGUACCACCGUCACACUGGCCUGGAAACCGACACCUACCGGCUUGCUGAUGGGCCAGCCUGUGCAGUACUGCGUAGUGAUCAACAAGGAGCACAAUUUCAAAAGCAUGUGUGCUGCCGAGGCUAAAAUCAGCACUGACGAUGCAUUCAUGCUGGCUCCGAAGCCCGGCAGAGACUUUAGCCCGUUCGACUUUGUGCACUUCGGCUUUGACAAUGGUUUCGGCAAAGACCGGGGCCUCACAAGUAACAAGAUCUCACGGGCAUACGCAGCCAAGCCCAGGGUAUCAGACAUCCAGAAGGUGUGCAUUGGCAAUAAAAACAUAUUCACGGUGUCAGACCUAAAACCAGACACACAGUACUACUUUGAUGUGUUUGCAGUAAAUGCUGCUACCAACACCAGCACAGCAUAUGUGGGAACCUUUGCCCGCACUAAAGAGGAGGCUCGUCAGAAGACAGUUGAGCUGAAGGACGGCAAAGUAUCAGAGGUUUUCAUCAAAAGGAAGGGCAGCAAGUUCCUGCGCUUCGCUCCCGUGUCCUCCCACCAGAGGGUCACUCUUUUUGUACACACAUGUCUGGAUGCUGUGCAGGUGCAGGUGAGGCGAGAUGGCAAGCUGCUGCUCUCCCAGAACGUGGAGGGGAUACGGCAGUUCCAGCUACGGGGAAAGCCAAAAGCCAAAUACCUGAUCCGUUUCCGUGGCAGCAGAAAAGGAGCCUCCACUCUGAAGGUGCUUGCCAGCACCCGACCCAGCAGCAAACAGCCUUUCCCUUCACUUCCGGAGGAUACACGCAUCAAGGCCUUUGACAAGCUGCGCACCUGCUCCUCCGUCACUGUGGCCUGGCUGGGCACGCAGGACCGCAACAAAUACUGCAUUUACCGCAAGGAAGUGGCUGACAAUUACGGCGAGGAGCAGCGGCGCCGGGAACAAAAUCAAUGUGCUGGACCAGAGACCCGCAGGAAGUCAGAAAAGGUCCUGUGCAAGUACUUCCACAGCCCGAACCUGCAGAAAGCUGUGACCACAGAAACCAUCACAGGUCUGGAGCCAGGAAAGACCUACCUGCUGGACGUUUACGUGGUGGGACACAGUGGCCACUCAGUAAAAUACCAGAACAAACUGGUGAAAACAAGGAAAUACUGCUAAAAGACUCUGCAAAGAAUAAAUCUAUUAUAAAUAUAUAUAUUAAAUAAGUUUAUUUAACUCUAAGUGAUAUUCUACUAAGGAGUGUAUACAGACUGACUACUCACACAGCUGAUGGGCCCGUGGCAGGGACUGAACUGUUUGUAGAGAGAGAUUUCAACCUGUAUAUUUAUGUUUACAUUUCAUUGUGGCACGUCUGGGUGGCCCAUAGCGUGAGGUGCUUUGUUACCAGGCUUGUCAUCUUGACAUCAUGCUGCCACUGGGAGGGCAGAACUUCAAAGAAGAUCCCCUUUUUUCAUCAUUCUCUGUUCCUUUGUUGCUGCAUGACUUUCGCUUUUGUCUGUCACAUUUGUUGCAUCCUUCGGUUUCAGUGUGUCAAGGAGAUACAGUAGCUGCCCGCUUUGUAUAGAUCUGCCACCGCAUAUUCAUGACGCAUUUUAGGAGGAAUUUAAAUUAUUUUAUACUUUUCAUCUCUCUUUUUAAUUGUCUGUUUUAUUGAUGACAAUAGUAACUGUUACAAGAAAAUUCCAGUUUUAUGAGGAAGUUGUCGUAGCUCAGACAUUCCCGUGUGUAUCUCAGCCAGUGUUUGCUCUAGAGCCCAUCUUGUAAAUGUGUUCUGUGCUGGAGAUCUGUGUUAUUAUCACUGUAUCGCUGUGUAUGUGUGUGCGUGUGUAUGUGUGUGUGUGUGUGUGUGUCACAUGUACAGAGCUGUCCUGCCAAUAUUCAUGUACAUAAAGACUAAAUAUAGAA